Rhodotorula toruloides NP11 is the source of this 1965-nucleotide messenger RNA. Its product is annotated as catabolite degradation protein. Bases 1 to 1965 code for a protein of 654 amino acids. The record is from RefSeq and is a predicted model, not a curated record. Gene Ontology annotation, biological process: proteasome-mediated ubiquitin-dependent protein catabolic process. Gene Ontology annotation, molecular function: protein binding. Gene Ontology annotation, cellular component: GID complex. The transcript has 10 exons. Lineage: Eukaryota; Fungi; Basidiomycota; Microbotryomycetes; Sporidiobolales; Sporidiobolaceae.
AUGGUGCAGUCCACGAACCCCUCACAGCCCGUCGCAUCCACCUCGAACGGCCACGCACCCCUCGUCUCAGACGGCUCCUCCCCCUUCGCCAGCAACGGCCACUCCAACGGUCUCGCCUCGACCUCUUCCCCCUCGCCCGCAAUGAACGGCGGGAAGAGCGUCUCGAAUGGCACGGGUGGACUGGACGCGAUGCAGUAUGAGGGUGAAGAGGGGUUUGUCCCGCUGUGGGAGGGGAGCAACCUCGAUCGGCGCGAAUUCGUCCGGCUUGCUCUGCAGGCGUUCCAGGACAUGGGAUACAAUGGGACGGCAGAGGCGCUUCAAGCCGAGUCGGGCUUUGCGCUGGAGGACCCGUCUAUCCAGCAGUUUCGGCAAGGCGUUCUUGACGGCAACUGGGAUCUCGUCGAGCGACUACUGUCGCAUCUGCCGAUCGAGCCGACCGUCGAUUUGACCCCCAUCAAGUUCGCGAUCCGACAGCAAAAGUUUCUCGAGGCCAUGGAGCUCAAGCAGACCAAGAAGGCGUUGUCCGUCUUGCGCAACGAGCUUUCCCCGUUGAACUUCGACCCGAACAAGCUGCACUUCCUCUCGAGCCUGAUCAUGUGUUCGACGCCGGACGAUUUGCGACAACGAGCAGGAUGGGACGGAGCGGCUGGCACAUCGCGACAACAGCUUCUCGUUCACCUCCAAGACUGCAUCUCGCCAAGCGUCAUGCUCCCGCAACAUCGACUUGCAACUCUCCUCGGUCAAGCACAAGCCUACCAGCAGCGCCACCGCGCCGUCCCUCCCGCGCCCUCCGAACCCUUCUCUCUCCUCGUCGACGCAGAUCCACGAGACGUAGGCGCAUUCCCGACUGUCCCGGCGCACGUCUUGCAGGAACAUACGGACGAGGUGUGGAGGCUAGAGUGGAGCCACAAUGGCGAGUACCUCGCCUCGGCUGGGAAGGACAGGACGGCGAUCAUUUGGAGUGCGAGGAACGGCUUCGCGCUCGACAAGAUCCUGCGAGACCACGCCGAACCGAUCUCGUACCUCGCAUGGUCGCCCGACGACUCGAUCCUGCUCACAACCGCCGAGUCAAUCAUCAAGAUGUGGAACACCGAGACCGGCACCUGCAUCGCGACGCUCGCACGGCACGAGUACACGAUCGGAGCUGUCGCGUGGCUGCCUGACGGUCGAGGAUUUGUCUCGGGCGGCAUGGACUCGAAGAUCUUCUUCUGGGAUCUCGCCGGGAACGUCACUGCCCAGCUCGGGCGCUCACCCUCCCGCAUCCUCGACCUCGCUGUCACGCCCGACGGCUCAAAGCUUAUCUGCGUCGGCCGAGCAGAUACGACUGAACCUCACCUCGUCCCGAGUCGCUUGCCGAGUCGGAGCCAGACGCCUGCGAACGCGAACGCAAACGCGAAUGGGAACGGGCAGGGUCAGAUGAGUCUUGGUGCGAGGCAUGAGAAGAGGAUUAGUGUGUUCAGGUUGCCGAUUGGCGGGGCGGAGAUGGGAGGCGAGAGUCAGUUGAUCUACGAGCUCGUCCAGCCGCAAGAGCUGUCGUCGAUCGCUGUCACCCGCGAUUCGCGGUACGCCAUCGUCAGCCAUGCGCCGAAGGAGAUCCUCUACCUGAAGCUCGAGGACGGCACGAUCCUCCGCCGCUUCGAAGGCCACGACCAAGGUGACUUUGUCGUGCGCCCCUGCUUCGGCGGCUCGACCGAGAACUUCAUCCUCUCCGGCUCGCGUGACGGCAAAGUCUACGUCUACCACCGCGACACCGGCCAGCUCUUGCACGUCCUUGUCGGCCACGGCUCAAAGACAGUCAAUGCGGUGGGGUGGAACCCGACGAGCAAGCACGGUGCGAUGUGGGCGAGCUGUGGGGACGACGGGAACGUGGUGGUGUGGAGCAUGCCGGCGGGCGAAGACGGCGAGGCGAUGAGGAGGAAGGGCCCGAGGUUGCGGCCGCUCGACCGCUCGAUGGCCAUCGCCUAG